Frankliniella occidentalis (western flower thrips) is the source of this 2007-nucleotide messenger RNA. RefSeq names its product deoxyribodipyrimidine photo-lyase-like. Gene Ontology annotation, biological process: photoreactive repair. The coding region runs from base 183 to 1745 and encodes 520 amino acids. Lineage: Eukaryota; Metazoa; Arthropoda; Insecta; Thysanoptera; Thripidae. Gene Ontology annotation, molecular function: deoxyribodipyrimidine photo-lyase activity. The record is from RefSeq and is a predicted model, not a curated record. The transcript has 10 exons.
ACAAAAACAUUAAACAAGGUUUUCGCGUGUAGUGUUCGUAUUGCGAGCUGCAAAAUUCUUUAGAGCAUUCUCCAAUUUCAUCCAUAGUGGCGCUUAGAAAUUUGCAGUUUCGUUCAUUUCUUGCCCGCUGCUCUCUGAACAGCUCUCUACAGCAGUUGUCAUUCAAGCUUAAAUUCUCAACUAUGUCAAGCAAUAAGGAACCACCCAAGAAGAAAAUCAAAGUAAAUGACUCUCCCAGUUCACCCUCUGUCAGUGCACAAUCUAAUCUGAAACAGCGAUUGAUGCUAGACCGAAAAGAGACUGCUGAAUCAAUUCUUAACUUCAAGUUUAACAAGAAAAGGGUGAGGAUUCUGUCGAAAGCAACUGAGGUUCCGUCAGAUUGCAAGGGCAUUGCGUAUUGGAUGUUUAGAGAUGAAAGAGUGCAAGAUAACUGGGCUUUCCUCUUCGCUCAAAAACUUGCCCUCAAGAACAAAGUUCCGUUGCAUGUUUGCUUUUGCCUUCUCACAAAGUUUCUUGAUGGGACUAUUCGCCAAUUCAAAUUCCUCCUGAAAGGUUUAAGGGAGGUGCAGAAAGAGUGUGAGGAAUUGAACAUAGAAUUCCAUAUGUUGUAUGGCAGUGGUGGUGAUGUCAUGCCAGGUUUUGUUGAAAAGAACAAAAUUGGCGCCCUUGUCAUUGAUUUCAUGCCACUACGCAAUGUUAUGGCUUAUGCAGACCAACUAAAGAAAGCUUUACCAAAAGAUGUGCCUCUGUGUCAGGUUGAUGCCCACAACAUUGUCCCAUGCUGGGAGGCAUCUAAUAAACUGGAAUAUGGAGCCAGAACUAUUCGACCAAAGAUACAUAAGCAACUCCCUGAAUACUUGACCCAAUUUCCACCAGUUAUAAAGCAUCCAUACUCAGGACCACUAAAGGCUGAGAAAGUUGAUUGGGAUCGAUGUGAAGCCCAUCUGGAGGUUGAUAGAUCAGUUGACGAAGUAGAGUGGGCAGUACCAGGAUACUCAGGUGGUAUAGCAACACUAGAAAGCUUUAUCAACAAACGUCUAAAAUUCUUUGGUACCAAACGUAAUGAUCCCACACAGGAUGCACUCAGUAAUAUAUCACCAUGGCUUCAUUUUGGUCAGGUGUCUGCCCAGCGAUGCAUUUUGGUGGUUAAAGCUUUAAGGAGUAAAUACCCGGAGAGUGUUGAUGGUUAUAUUGAAGAAGCAAUUAUCCGAAGAGAGCUUUCCGACAACUUUUGUUUCUACAACCCAAAAUAUGAUAGUAUUGAGGGCACAAAUGACUGGGCUAAGAAGACACUCAAUGAUCACAAGAAAGAUAAACGGCCGUACUUGUAUACUCGAGAAGAACUACGAGAUUCAAAGACUCAUGAUGACUUGUGGAACUCUGCACAGAUACAGUUGGUGAAGGAGGGCAAAAUGCAUGGGUUUUUGAGAAUGUACUGGGCCAAAAAAAUUUUAGAAUGGACUGCUUCUCCUGAACAAGGUUUAGCAGAUGCUAUUUACCUUAAUGAUAGGUACAGUCUUGAUGGUCGAGAUCCCAGUGGUUAUGUUGGGUGUAUGUGGUCUGUCUGUGGUAUCCAUGACCAAGGAUGGGGUGAACGCGAAGUUUUUGGAAAAAUUCGUUACAUGAACUACCAAGGAUGCAAGAGGAAGUUUGAUAUUUCUGCUUUUGUUGCAAGAUAUGGUGGGAAAGUCUAUACUAAAUCAGCCACAAUGGACAAGUUUCUCACUAAAGGAAAGAAGAAGUAGAACUUCCUAGCCCAGACUUUUUUUCUUGAAGUCAGUGCUUUGCUGCACCACAACUAGGAGAUUGCUUAGUACCUGAAAUAUUUCUCAUAAUUUUAAGUUAUAAUACUGUACUAACAAGUUACUUGUUCCUUAGUUCUUAUCUUGAGACAAUCAUAAUUUUUUUACGGGUUUCUCACCUCACUGGCUUUGUUUGGUGUGUACAUUGCCGAAGCAGUAUUUUUACUAACAGGAUAAAAUAAUAAAGAAAUUUUUAAUUCUUUAA